Amphibalanus amphitrite is the source of this 1300-nucleotide messenger RNA. Its product is annotated as proline-rich receptor-like protein kinase PERK2. The record is from RefSeq and is a predicted model, not a curated record. Lineage: Eukaryota; Metazoa; Arthropoda; Thecostraca; Balanomorpha; Balanidae. The transcript is spliced from 3 exons. Bases 369 to 1280 code for a protein of 303 amino acids.
AAAAUCUACAGAAAAUUUUACAGAAAAUCCACAGCGGAACGGAAAAAGAACAUUGAAUAAUUGAAAAGACACAUCGUUUCCAGAAACUUCACUAGGACAGCUAGUCACUGAUAUUUCUGACAAGUCAAUGCUCAAUGCUCUUUGAGUGACAUUGUGGCUGAGUCAGCGACAGUGAUUCAAUUCCGGAGUGACAACUCAACUCCAGAGUGGCAAUUCUCCGGAGUGACAGAGACGACGCUGCGUGUGGGACGUCAGACAUAGAAGACCGGCAACGAUCGAGCUAUACGAGUAGAGUGAAGAACGGAGCUUCUGGUGCCAUGGAGGUGUUCAGUUGAACACAACGUUUGUUGAAUUAGGAAUCAUCCACCAUGAAGCUGUUACUUUUUGGCAUCGUGCUCCUGCGUCAUCUCGGCCUCUCAUUGGCUGACUUCCGGAUCAUCAGCUGCACCGAGACGUCCUUUUUGCGCCACAUGGCCGCGGGCGAUCGGACUGCUGUCGCGCGCUGUCUGGCACACCAGCGAAGGAGGCUCAGGCUGUGCCGACUGGGGCUGCCCGCUACGCUCCGGCCCCCGGCUGCCCUGGAGCGGCUCUGGAGGGAGAGCUGUCACACUGCCACGACCAGUGGGUCCAAUGGAUCCACUGGUCCCAGCACCACAUCGUCUCCACUCCCUGCCCCGCCUUUAGCGGCUGCCGCUUCACGAGCGACAAUAUCACCAACACCGACACCAGCAGCAGCAGUGACACCAAUAGCGACACCAGCGCCCACAGCGAUACUAGCGCCAACAGCGACACCUGACGAGACAACAGCACCGACAGUGACACCAACAGUGACACCAGCACCAACAGUGACACCAGCUCCGUUACCGACACCAGCACCAACAGUGACACCAGCUCCGUUACCGACACCAGCAACGACACCUUCACCAACGUCAGCACCACCAGCAGCACCACCAAUAUCACCAUCAGUGACUCCCGCGGCAGAGGUUCGCCCCCUGCCGCCGCCGCCGCCCGGGGCACCAGUCAGCUCAGCGGGGCCCGGUCGAGGCGCUGGGGAGCCUCCCCAGCGUGGGGACGGGGUGCUGGGACCGACCCCGGCUGUCGAGGUGUCCCGGGCAGCCGCAGGAACUCUGACGGCCACUGCCGGACAGGGACGGUCAGCACAGGACCAGCGCCGGGGACCGGGGCGAGGGACGCAGUCGGCACCGACAGGUAAGACCACAGGCUGCGCAGUGCGCACUUACCGCUGCACUACCGGGACAAGUGGGGCAAUGUGCGAAUGAAACCGGGAAUACCGCAGUCA